Yamadazyma jaroonii is the source of this 453-nucleotide messenger RNA. NCBI's taxonomy places the organism in Eukaryota, Fungi, Ascomycota, Pichiomycetes, Serinales, Debaryomycetaceae. The record is from the annotation of a GenBank genome assembly.
AUGCCAAUUGAUCCAGAAAAAUUAGCUAAAUUACAAAAAGGUAGUGCUAAGAAAGUUGGUGGUUCCAGAAUUAAAGCCAAAAAGGUCAUCAAAGAACAAGAUGAUUCCAAAUUAAUUGAAACCUUAGGUAAAUUAAAAGCUACCAAGAUUCAAAAUGUUACUGAAGCUAACUUCUUCAAAGAAGAUGGUAAAGUUUUACAUUUCAAAAGAGUUGGUAUCCAAGGUGCUAACGAACAUAACACUUUUGCUUUCACUGGUUACCCACAAGAAGUUGAUGUUACUAAAUUAAUCCCAGAUAUCUUACCUCAAUUAGGUGCUGAAAAUUUAGAAAUCUUAUCACAAUUAGCUAAACAAAUCCAAGCUGGUAAAGCUCCUCAAAUCAACCAAGACGGUACUUUAGAUGAAGAAAUCCCAGAUUUAACUGAAGGUCAAAAAUUCGAUGAAGUUGAAUAA